Molecule: messenger RNA, 824 nt
Organism: Carassius gibelio (silver crucian carp)
Lineage: Eukaryota; Metazoa; Chordata; Actinopteri; Cypriniformes; Cyprinidae
Product: short transmembrane mitochondrial protein 1
Exons: 3
Coding region: 165-305 (46 amino acids)
Source: RefSeq, a predicted model, not a curated record
UACUACCGGUGUGUGGCUGUCACGCUGAUGUCAUAUCUACAUUGUUGAAGGCUAGACGUGUGUUAAACCAAAGUCCUUUCUCUGGUUAAACUCACAAGAAUCCUAGCUUUCGAUACCGGUGUCACUGUUAUUUAGUUUCUGUUCAUAAUUUCAAAGUUUUAAUCAUGAUGCAAUUCAUACUCGGCUUCACUCUGGGGAAUGUGGUUGGCAUGUAUCUGGCACAGAAUUACGAGGUUCCCAAUGUUUCAAAGAAAAUCGAGGCCUUUAAGAAGGACAUGGAGGCCAAGAAGAAACCCCCAGAAUGAGGGACAGGAGACCAGCCCUGUGGGCAAAUAUGGAUAGUUGUAAUUAACUAAAGAUGGACAUUAAAUAACAAGAAUAUGUAAUCUAGUAUGUGUUAAAAUAUGGAGAUUAGCCCUCAAGGUGCACAGUAUAUUCCUUGUGUCAAAUAGUGCUUCAAAAUCAAAUUGUUUUGAAAGUUGACAUGUUCUGCAUUUUGCAUUGUACUCUCUCUCUCUCUCUCUCUCUCUCUCUCUCUUUCAUUCUAACUCAGGGUGAAUUUGUUUACACCUGAUUUAUUUGCUGUUAGAUUUGGGAUAGUUAUUCAUUUAUAUAUAUUAUAUAUUUCUGGGUUCAGAAACGGCUUGCAGUGUGAUGUAGUUCUUGGGUUUCCUGUAUUUAUGGAGAAACAAGUUUUGCAGUGCAAAUAUAAACUGCACAUAAUAAUCAGUUGUUCAAAAUAAAUGACUGCAAUUUUCAUAAAGGCUUCUCAAUAUUUUGCAAUAAAGGUGUGAGAUUACAUACUAAUAAAAUGUCUGUUUUAA